Molecule: messenger RNA, 1793 nt
Organism: Coregonus clupeaformis (lake whitefish)
Lineage: Eukaryota; Metazoa; Chordata; Actinopteri; Salmoniformes; Salmonidae
Gene: pag1
Product: phosphoprotein membrane anchor with glycosphingolipid microdomains 1
Exons: 9
Coding region: 367-1791 (474 amino acids)
Biological process (GO): intracellular signal transduction; negative regulation of T cell activation
Cellular component (GO): plasma membrane; membrane raft
Source: RefSeq, a predicted model, not a curated record
CUGUGUCUGGGUGCAUAGUCUGAAUAGCACCGUACUACGUCUGGGAAUAUACGUACACGGUAGAGAACGCGCCUCACAGCUCCUCAGCUUUGAAUAGUAGUUAAUACAAAUAUAUAGGGUUUACUAAUAAGUAUUAAUUUUAUGUCAAUUCUUUAUUAAAUGCGGGGUUUUCUGAGGUGGUGGAGCCGCACUGCACAAAUCCAACGAGUUUCAAUUCAACAGUAGCCUAACGACUGACUGCUAUUCAUGGAUGGUCUUCUAUGGCAAGGACGAGCUAGUGAAUAACCACAGCCUGUGUAACCAAGGUGUCAAGGGUGUGUGUGAUGCCCCCUUCCUAGCAGGUCCCCUCCCAGUGUGUGAUGCAUCAUGGCUCCGGUGCUGAGUGCCUUGUUGGGGCCAGGGGACGCGGGUUCAGGGGUCGCCACGGCGACAUCUCUAGGCAACGAGCCGCUGGUCCUAGUGGGCACCCUGAUGGUCAUCUCUGCGUUGGUGCUGCUCUCGCUGCUACUGCAGCUUUGUGCCAGCUGCCAGGGGCAAAAUAAAUCCAAUGGCCACCCAGGAGACCAUGAGAACCUCAUGAAUGGAGUGUCUGAGAGAGAGACGUUUACCGGUAGUCAGUCUGUGGACAGCCCAGGGACUGACCUAGUGGUGAGCAGUUCACACAACGGCCCACUAACCAGUGGUACAGUGUUGACAGACACCCAGGACAGCAGUCCCCAGCCCUCUGAGGAGAUGCUGUCCAGCCAGUCAGAGCUGCGGAGCUCCAAGUGUCCCCAGGACCGCGAGCUGCCCAGCAUCCCACCCAACAACGCCCUGGAGGGUAUGGGAUCCUCCAGCGGACCCCCUCUACCUGUCUCUGGAGACGGCACCUACGAGGUGGUGAAGGAGAGAGGCGGCGUCUUGACGGCGUCCCGUGACGUGAGCAUUGAAGACUCCCUGUACGAGACUGUCAAAGAGCUGAAGGACCAUCCAGGCAGCCUGGCUGUAGGUCUACCCAAUGGACACGGUACUACGUCCCCCCUCAGCCCCGGUGACGACCCUCACCACCUCCACAACCACCUACCACUUUCCCACCAAUGUCCAGCCCUCCACAACGGCCACCUCAGCCCCUGCAGCACCCCGGAGCGGGGGCCCCUGUGCGCGGGAGUGGAGUACGCCUCGGUGGAUCUGAACAAGAAGAGCCGUCACAGUGCAGACCUGGAGGCCAGGCGCUCAGCCACCAUCGCUGCUGCUGUGAGCCCCACAGAGGAGCCCGAGGAGGAGGAGGAGAGACCCCCGCCUGUACCUGACAAGGUGCUGGAUGAGAAUGACAACCAGCCUACCAUGAUGGACGCAGGAGGGGUGGUGGUAAUGGGGGCCGCACUUCACAACGGAGAGUUGCACUCUCCGCUCUCUCCCUCACCGGGGCUACACAACCAUGUGCUGUCAGAGAACGAGCUGUCAGACAUGUACUCCACGGUGAGGAAGACACACCUAGACGUGGAGGAGAAGGAGAGUGACUACAGCAGCAUCGCAGAGAUCAAGGGUCUGGUCCCUGAGUCGUCCUCCAGUGAUCUCUACGCUACUCUCAGGGACAUCUACCCCCAGCUCGGAGAGGGGGAGUCAGACCCCCAGCGACCCCCUGGGGACCUCCAGGAUCCCCCUGCGGAGAGCAUCGACCCGGGCUACGAGAACAUCUGCCUCACUAAGACUGGUAGUGGAGAGGACUUGGGGCUAAGGAACCAGGUUCAGGAGCCAGACUAUGAGAGUGUAGAUGAGCUGGGCCUGAACAGGGAGAGUUCCCGUCUCUAACU